AUGAUAUAUCAAACACAACCAAAACAAGAUUAUAAUUAUCUAAGUACAAAUGCAGCAAAUCAAGCUAUAAGAACUUAUUCAUUAACUUCAAAUCCAUAUACAAAUAAUCAUGGAUCAUAUGGUAUUAAUGCUGGAUCCAGAACAAAUUCAUUAAAUUCAAGAUCAUAUCAAGGUUUUAGAUCAAAUUCAAUAAAUGGUUUGGGGAAUUAUAGAACUAAUUCACUACGAUCAAAUUCAAAUUCACUAAGACAACAGAAUGAUGGAGAUGGAACAACAAUAGUUCAUACUACAAAGACUUUGGAUGAAUAUGGUAGAUUAAAAUCUAUAACAACUGAAACUAUCAAAAAAAUGGGAUCAUUUGAAUUAACUAAAACUGAAACAAAGAAUUUAUCAUUACCAAAACAUCCUGGUAAUAAGAGAACUAAUUCAAUUGAUGGAGGAUUAAGUCCACCUAUUGUUAAAUAUGCAGGUAGUAUAACAAGUUCACAAGAAUUAGAAAGUAUUAAAGAAGAUGAUGAAAUUAAAUUCCCAGGAUUUCAUAGAGGAUUAAGUGGAAUUCAAGAAGGUGAAGAUAGUGGUAAUGAAAGUGGUGAUAGUAUAUAUAGUGAUGCAUUUGAUAUAAUACCCAAGAAUUUACAACAAGAUGAAGAGACACUUCAACCUCCUAUAUCUCCAAUAUCACCUGAAUCAAGUUCUAAACCUUCAUCAAUUAUUAAGACAUCAAAUUCAAAACCUAAAACAAAGAAAAGAGUUAGUAUUGAAGAUAAUGUAUCAAUAUUAUCAAAUAAUUCACAUGUUUCUAAAGGUUCAAAAUAUAAAGAUUAUAGUGUUAAUUAUUGGAAUAAUGAACCUAAAUUAAAGAAAAAGAUUAGUGAUCAAGAAAUGUAUGAUAAAGCAUAUCAAUUAGCUUUGGGAAAGGUGUAUGGAGAGCAACAAGUACCUCCUCCACAACAACAAGCACAACAAAUGCCACCGCCACAGAUUAAAAUCCAACCAUAUCAAACAAAACAAGAACAAGAACAUCCAUAUAAAUCAUUACAAUCAAAGACUGGAUUCAAGAGACAUUCAAUGAGACAAUCAAGCAUUCCAAAGAAUGAAAAAAAUUAUAAUUAUCAAUUGAAUAAUAAAUUUGGACAGGAAGAACCACAACAAGAACCACAACCACUACAUCAUACAAUAAAAGACACACCAAGUGAAGAAACAGCAGUUGAAGAACCUCCAUCUAAAACUAAAACCACUAAAAAGAAGAAGAAGUUUAAUUUAUUUAAAUUAUUCAAGAUUAAAUAA
Messenger RNA from Hansenula ciferrii, 1287 nucleotides. RefSeq names its product Meiotic sister-chromatid recombination protein 3. Bases 1 to 1287 code for a protein of 428 amino acids. The transcript is spliced from 2 exons. The record is from RefSeq and is a predicted model, not a curated record. NCBI's taxonomy places the organism in Eukaryota, Fungi, Ascomycota, Saccharomycetes, Phaffomycetales, Wickerhamomycetaceae.